AUGGCUAGCGCUGCCGAAGCUGCUACUCCCUCCUCUGAGGCUCCGCCACCACCACCAGCAUCCGUAGACCCAAAGCUCGGUCGUAUCGUCGACGACAUUUCCGGGCUCACCCUCCUACAAGCGUCUGACCUCGUUACUUUACUGAAGUCGAGACUCAACAUUCAGGAGAUUGCGAUGCCCGCUGCAUCAGCUGGUCCGGCUCCUGCAGCCCCAGCUGUAGAAGCUGCCGAAGAGGAAAGACCUAAAGAAAAGACCGUUUUCAACGUUAAACUGGAGUCUUUCGAAGCUACUGCCAAACCCAAGGUCAUUCGCGAAGUGAAGGCUAUGGUCCCCAACCUUACCCUCAUCGAGGCCAAGAAGUUCGUUGAGGGAGUACCCCAGAUACUCAAGGAGAACUUGCCCAAGGAAGAUGCAGAAAAGAUGAAGGCUGUCUUCGAGGCCUUGGGCGCAAAGAUUGUCCUUGAGUAA
Molecule: messenger RNA, 468 nt
Organism: Coniophora puteana RWD-64-598 SS2
Lineage: Eukaryota; Fungi; Basidiomycota; Agaricomycetes; Boletales; Coniophoraceae
Product: ClpS-like protein
Exons: 4
Coding region: 1-468 (155 amino acids)
Biological process (GO): translation
Cellular component (GO): ribosome
Molecular function (GO): structural constituent of ribosome
Source: RefSeq, a predicted model, not a curated record